This is a messenger RNA of Kluyveromyces marxianus DMKU3-1042, 549 nucleotides long. It is a transcript of the gene SBA1, whose product is annotated as Hsp90 cochaperone SBA1. Bases 1 to 549 code for a protein of 182 amino acids. The record is from RefSeq and is a predicted model, not a curated record. Gene Ontology annotation, biological process: chaperone-mediated protein complex assembly; protein folding. The transcript has a single exon. Lineage: Eukaryota; Fungi; Ascomycota; Saccharomycetes; Saccharomycetales; Saccharomycetaceae. Gene Ontology annotation, cellular component: cytosol; nucleus. Gene Ontology annotation, molecular function: Hsp90 protein binding; protein-folding chaperone binding.
AUGUCAGUUCAUACACCAGAAGUAUUGUGGGCCCAACGCUCCAGUGCAGAUGACGCCUCUAAGAACCUUUUGUUCAUUACAAUUAAUAUUCCAGAUUGCACCAACCCUAAAUUGGAAUUAACGGAAAAUUCCUUAGAAUUCAGUGCUUUGUCAAAGUACCAUAGCGAGAAUGGCAUCAAAUACCAUCUUCAUAUUGAUUUCUACAAGCCAAUUGAUACGGAAGCGUCCGAAAAGAAGGUGGCCAAUGGUAGAAAUUACUUCCUUUUGCUAAGAAAAAAGGAUCUUGAUGCUGAGUAUUGGCCAAGAUUGACCAAGGAGAAGCUCAAGUACCAUUACAUCAAGACAGACUUUGACAAGUGGGUGGAUGAAGACGAACAAGAAGAGCACCUUGAGGCAGACAACGAUUUGAUGUCACAAUUUAGUCAAAUGGGAGGCGCUGGAUUCCCAGGUAUGGAUCAAGGUGGCGACUUCAACCCAGCUGAUUUUGGUGAUUCGGAGUCUGAAGAUGGUGAUGAUGCAGAGGAAGAAGACGAAUCGAAGACUGCAUAG